Vicia faba (fava bean) is the source of this 1188-nucleotide messenger RNA. NCBI's taxonomy places the organism in Eukaryota, Viridiplantae, Streptophyta, Magnoliopsida, Fabales, Fabaceae. The record is from the annotation of a GenBank genome assembly.
AUGGCAGCUACCUUGCAAACUCCGCUCUAUGCAUCUCUCUCCUCUCCUGCAUCCUCAUCUUCCAUCCACACAACAACAUCCCUCUCCUUCCUCCGUCCCACACCGCCUCAAUCUCUCCUCUUCGACUUCAAAAACUCCUUCCCUCGAAUUCGCGCUUCCUCCGCCGAUACUCUUAUCACUGAACUGGACGCUGUUUCCAACUUCAGCGAGAUCGUUCCAGAUACUGUUAUUUUCGAUGAUUUCCAAAAGUUUCCUCCAACUGCUGCUACUGUCAGUUCUUCGCUUAUUUUGGGGAUAUGCGGUCUUCCAGAUACUAUUUUUAGGAAUGCUGUGGAAAUGGCUUUGGCUGAUUCUGAAUGUUACGGGCUUGAAAUUCCUAAUGCAAGACUAUCUUGUUUUGCCACCAAGGCUUUGGUGAACGUUGGUAGUGACAUGGCAAAGCUUGUCCCUGGCCGUGUUUCAACAGAAGUGGAUGCACGUCUUGCUUAUGACACACAAGGCAUUAUCAGGAAGGUGCAUGACCUGUUGAAGUUGUACAAUGACAGUAAUGUCCCUCAUGAACGUCUGCUAUUUAAAAUUCCUUCAACAUGGCAAGGAAUAGAGGCUGCACGAUUGCUUGAAUCCGAGGGCAUACAGACACAUUUGACUUUCGUUUACAGCUUUGCCCAAGCUGCAGCUGCUGCUCAAGCUGGUGCAUCUGUGAUUCAAAUUUUUGUUGGUCGCGUCAGGGACUGGGCACGUACUCAUUCUGACGAUGAAGAGAUAGAAGCUGCCAAGCUGAGGGGAGAGGAUCCCGGAUUGGCAUUGGUCACAAAGGCUUACAAUUAUAUUCACAAAUAUGGACACAAGUCAAAGUUGAUGGCAGCAGCAGUUCGCAACAAGCAGGACUUAUUUAGUCUUCUGGGGGUUGAUUACAUCAUAGCUCCCUUAAAGGUGUUGCAGUCUCUCAAAGAAUCUGUUGCUUCUCCUGAGGAGAAGUAUUCUUUUGUUAGGAGGCUAUCACCUCAGUCUGCUAGCAGAUACACAUUUAGUGACGAAGAGCUUAUUAAAUGGGAUCAAAUGAGCCUUGCAAAUGCCAUGGGACCAGCAGCAGUGCAGCUUCUGACUUCUGGGCUGGAUGGUUAUGCCGAUCAAGCAAAGCGGGUGGAAGAUUUAUUCGGGAAGAUUUGGCCACCACCAAAUGUAUAA